Seminavis robusta is the source of this 3120-nucleotide messenger RNA. Lineage: Eukaryota; Bacillariophyta; Bacillariophyceae; Naviculales; Naviculaceae. The record is from the annotation of a GenBank genome assembly.
AUGUCCCUUGCUGUGGGCUUUCUGGGUAAGGCAGAAGACGAUGGCUCGCAACUGCAUGUGAUCCUGGAAGGGUUGAAUUUGCCCUGUGUGGCUGGGUGGUUUGAGUCUACGAAUCCAGUCGUCUCGUUUGCUUCGUGUACUGGCAACAAGAGUGGUCCUGUGGAAUGGACGACAGUGUACACUUCCGAAACGAUUCCAGACUUGAAGGAAGGUGCUCGUCCACGAUGGAAACAGGCCGUCAUUCCGCUCUUUCAACUCUGCGAGAAUGAUACCCAUCGACCCAUUCGAAUUCGGGUCUAUUCCAAACCCGAUAUCAGCAAAAGUACAGACAAGAACAAAAUCAGCUUGCCCAUUUCCAUGGGGUAUCUGGACACCACGGUCGACAAUAUCCUUCAAGUUUCCGGAGAUCCUGACAUGACCGCCAAGCUACUGCCCGACUCUUCCAGUGGCACUAGUGAUACCAUUACCGAUUUUGGCUCGUUGAUUGUCCGACAUGCCCGCAUUCAAAAACCAAAGAGCGCCGACCUUUCCGUCAAGAGUGAAUGGCGCAAAUCCUACUCAAGAAUGAGUUGGAAUGCCAAGGGUCAAUCAUUGGCACAACAACCAAACAGCAGCAGUGCCAGUGCAGCUGCCGCCAGGGAGUCGGAUGUCAGCAUGAGCAGCAGUGUGUGGCACGCUGGUACCACCCUCAAUACUACUACAGACAUUCCAUCUUCUGUCAUGCCCCCCAUUGUCAUUCCAGACGAUCUGCUGAAUGAAAAUGCCUUGUUGGAAUUGACCUUGGAAGCAGAUCUGGUACAUGCAGGUGCUUCCAUUCGCAGUCAUUCCAACAGUAUCAAUGGAGACCAACUCACUACCUUGAUGGAAAAUGUAGUGGGGGGAUGGGCAGGGGCUGAACAAAAAGACAAGCAAUCACACGACGAUGAUACAAGUGAAGAAGAGGAGGAGGAAGACAUGGACAUGGGGAGUGAUGCCGGUUGGUUCCAGGCCACAACAGCACAUUUGGGGACACUGCUGGGGGCAACCAAUCCAUACUUUCAAGUAUCCACAAUCCGUAGUCCACAACAUCAUCAUCAUCAAGCGGCAGCAGAUGACGAUAGCAUUUCCAUCUUGACCACCGCAUCCUCCAACACACAAUCCACCAACAAAUGGCAACAACAAGUCUAUCGCAGUGAAGCACUCGAGGAUUGCGUCACACCCGUAUGGAAGUCGGCCAAGAUCCCACUCUACCUGCUAUGUGGAGGAGACUUGCAGCGAAAGUUUCGUAUUUACAUCUUUAGCAAGCGAGACGAUAACAACAUUUUGGCAGCAGCAACCACGGGUCCUCCUGUCCCCAUGGGAUAUUUUGAUACCUCCGUCAUGGAAUUGAAACGGGCUGCCAAACACCCCGAAGACGUCUUUUUCAUUCCCAAAUCAAAAGAUGGGACGAAGCACUACGGGACGGUUCGAGUGAUCCAUGCAACAUUACCCGAGGACCUGGAUGUUUCGAUCAGCAGCAGUAGCAGUGAAGAUGAUGACAACGAACAAGUCCUACUAGCACCAACAGACAACGAUGAUAUGCUACAGCAAACGAACCAACUGAAUGCUACGGACCAAUCGUUGUUUCGUAUACCCAGCGGCGAUGGCCAGGAUGAGGACGGUGACGACGACAAUAAUUCACUCAUUUCCGAUAUUACAGGUCACGUCGUGGAAGUGACGACAUCGCUGUCGGGGGUCAUGGAAGAGUGGGGACUGGGAAUGGGAGAAUCAGAAACGGGGACGGAUACUGGGAGGGCCAAGGGGUGGGCAGAACAGGGGCAUGACAUGCAGCAUGGGCUUGCGACUGGUCUAACUACAAUAAUCAACAGCAUGUCCGCGGAGUCCCAAGAAUUGGACGGGACAAUUCGUUGCGCCAAUUUACGAUCUACCUUUGGAUCUCCCCAACAAGAGAGCGCUGACGAGGCGUCCGCAGAGGGGCAAGGCUCAGAUGGUGGAUCCUCUCGCGACAUGGACACUGGCCCGCAAGAAGAACCGCUUGCCAAGUUGCAGAAUAUCUUCAUGAGCGCGUUGCAGGGAAACUUCCCAGGCGAUGGCGAUGAACCAGGCAAGAGUCGUGAGAAUCAGGAUGACGAUGGUAGUCGUGCCGACCUAGCGUCGCGACACUCAAAAUCAGCCGAAAGUGUGUUCACGAACGCCAGCAGCCUAUUGCCAGAUGUUGCCAAUAGGUUCUUGCAAAUCAUUCAAAUGAAGGAAGAGCCUGAUGAACCCAAGGCCAGUGACAUUAAUCCUGAGAUUUUGCCCAUGGAAAUUCAAAUCCCCUCAACAGUCGAACGCGAUCCAAAAGGACCUCCAAUGCUCUUCCUGACCCUGAGAGGGAAAGGCCUCAAGUACAUCGGACGGACCACAGGGUCUUCGGAUAUGAAUCCACUGUUUCAGAUUUCAGCAUCCAACGGGAAAUCAAUGGAUCAAGUAUAUCGUUCAGAGCACAUCCCGAAGUCAUUAAACCCGAAAUGGAGAGAAGCAGCGAUUGAUAUUGAGGCAAUAUGCGGCGGGGACCUGAAAAGGCCCUUACGAGUUUCGGUCUACAGCUUGCAAGCAGGGACCCGUCGAUCCCCUUUGGGUUUCUUUUCCACCAACGUUGCCGAGCUUCUGAAAAGUGCUGUCCACGGCGGCAAGUCACCAAAAUCAUUCGGUUCGGGCUUUGGCAGCAUCAUCGUUAUGAAAGCGGAGAUUUUUCCUUCCCUGCACUCCGCGAAUGCGAAGAAGUCGGGCAUUUCUGAUGAACAGCAAGAGCCAGCAAAAUCGGAAAAAAAUCUUGACAUGCAGUCUUCGCCGAAUGAAAGCGAAAUCGUCAGCAUCGUGCAAUCUGAAAGUCUUCACAAAACCAAUCCAACUGCUGGGUUCCCGUGUGACGAAUCUACAGCACAAGAAACAAAAUUGCAUUCGGGAACAGUCAACCAAAUCCAGCCGCCACCUAGUCUCCACGUAUCGUCUAAUGUGGGCGAAGAGGCCAUCGCACAGAGCACUUCAACUCAGACAAAGGAAGACAGCGAUCCCGCCGUGGUCGAGAAUGCAGAAGUGCGCAAUCAGCAUCUGCCUGAGAAGAGGGCACCGCGGCAAGACCAAGUUCGGUGUCCUUAG